Molecule: messenger RNA, 768 nt
Organism: Dibothriocephalus latus
Lineage: Eukaryota; Metazoa; Platyhelminthes; Cestoda; Diphyllobothriidea; Diphyllobothriidae
Source: the annotation of a GenBank genome assembly
AUGCUGAACUCUGAAUAUGCCAGUCUUGAGCGGAAUGAAGACGUCGCCGACCAUGCACCGAACCUCAUCUGUCACGUUCACGUCUAUGACAUGGACUCCAGUCUGGAGGACGUUUUCUGUGACAUCGAUUCUCCUCAGCGUCACUUUGAUCUUCGUGAAGUCAGCACAGAAAACACCGCCCAGCGCAGAAAGAUAUUUGAACUCUUGAGUACCGUUUCACUUGACAGAGAGGAAUCGCCUAGCUAUCUUGUUCGGAUCCGCUGUGCCGACGGCCGUACCUCAGAUCGUCUGAUUGGCCAAAGCCAGAUUCGGAUAAUUUUAAGAGACGUCAACGACAAUGGGCCCGUCUUCCAGAGAAGUCAGUACUUUGGGAUUGUGCCUGAAAAUGAAAUGAAUGCCAUUGUUGAUUUUCGCGAUUCCUUCUCGAAAUUUGGCGGCGAUGUUAAAUCGAUUCGACCGGGGGCUCCGCUUCAUAUUCACGCCACGGAUUUAGACGUUGGUCAGAACGCGAUGAUCAUUUACUCGCUUGCGGACGUGUACGAAAAUGGCAGUAAUAAAGAUGCAAGUUCACAGAUAUCCGAGAAGCUUACAAGGGACUUCGAAUUCUUUUACAUAGACAGACUAACUGGUCAACUAAAAACACGUGUCGCUUUGGAUUUUGAAAAAAAGUCUGUUUUCACUUUCCUUGUCAUAGCCGCGGAUCAACCCUUGGAUCCGACGCAAGCCCUCUCAUCUACGGCAAAGGUUACGGUCUAUGUAAGUUUAUGA